Molecule: messenger RNA, 1495 nt
Organism: Cuscuta campestris
Lineage: Eukaryota; Viridiplantae; Streptophyta; Magnoliopsida; Solanales; Convolvulaceae
Source: the annotation of a GenBank genome assembly
AUCCCAUGAUGCAUGCAUCCGGCUUCUCUAGCUCUACUACAAGCACAAGAUUAUAUUCCCCAGUCUACUACACACUACUUGUAAAACUUGUGAAGCUAGCUUCCAAUAUAUAGAUUUAAAGCAUUAUUAUGGCUAAAUUAGCUGCCUUAAUUCUUCCCAUCCUUAUAUUUAUCUUGGGAAUAAUGGGUAUACUAAGUGCUGCUAUUUAGGGAAAGUCAUUAUAUUUUAGUGUUAUUUAAGUAAAUUCCUCUUAUAAUCCGUAAUAAUUAUAGUUAUAAUAUUUUUCGGAAGAAGUGAUUGGAGUGUUAGGCACUAAGGGUUUGCCGGCAAGGGGCUCGGCCCAAUAUUAUUCCGUACAGGCCCGCCACCGCCUAAAGGAUUCACCGGCGGCAAUCACCUUUGCCGGAGGAGAUGUGACGACGGAGAUCAUAGAGCGAGCAUUUGGCAAAGCGGCCAGUCGAUUGGCCACCUACAAGCGUCUGAUUUGUGUGAAUAUGCACUUAUAUGCUCCACCGCCGGUGCCAUUUUUGGUGGCACUUGACACCGGGAGUGCCACAUUCUGGUUGCAAUGCGGCUGCCGCAGCUGUGCCCGUUCCUUCCAGAAAUCACAACAACAAAUAAACCUCUACUCGUACAACUACAAUACGUCACAAACGAGUGACGUUGUUGAAGUCGUCUAUAUGGCCAAGAAUACUUCGACCAGGGGCAUUCUCGUCAAAGACGUUAUGCACCUCGAAACCUACGACAACAACCACACCCGUAGCAGCGCACCCGUUAUAUUUGGGUGCGGACAAGUUGAACCGGGUGAUUUUCUUGACGUGGGUCCGGUCAACCGCAGGUUACUUGGGUUCGGGUACGGUGCGCUGGAUGUGACAAGCCUCCUAUCGUCCCAAGGGUUGGUUCGGAACUCAUUCUCGAUGUGUUUCGCACCAAACGGGUACGGUAGGAUCGCUAGGGAUAAAGGUGCCGAUGACCAGAUAUUCACCCCAUUAUUGCGUCCCUCUGACAAAAGCCCUUAUUACAACAUACAGAUAGAGGACAUAUCUCUUGAAAAUGUUGCAAUCAAUGUUUCACUACUGGUAGCCCUUUUUGACUCCGGUGCCACUUUAACUAAGAGGCAUACACCUUGGUCACCAAAAAUGUGAAUUUUGGGUGACAUUAUUCUAUUUUGCUUUCUUAAUUUAUCUAAAUAAAUUUAGAUAAAAUUUACACCUACCAUACCUCUAAUUGCUAGUUUGCUACUAAAAAUAAAAUUAUACUCAAUUAACAAAGGAAGGAAAUAACUAAAUCAUACUACCGGCCUCAGCUCCGUCCUCAAAAAACUUUCAUUUUUGACUUUUUGAGGAUUUAAGGAAGUGAAAUUUUUGUGUUGACUUUCCAAAAAUACCCUUGAUGUGAUGUGUAAAAGUAAGAUGUGAUAGGUAUAUUAUUAGUAAAAAGGUAUGAUGUGAUAGGUAGGGUAUGAAAAAAUAAUGAGUAAAAGAGGUUUUUUAAG